GCGCUGGGCCCGGCGGCGGCCCGGCGGCGGCCGCGGCACGGUGCGCGCUUAGCAGCGGUAGAGCGGGAGCCGGAGCCGGGACCGGGACCGCGCUCCGGGCGGGCCGCAGGGCCCAGCUCCGCGGACUAGGCGGCCCCACCCGAGCCGCGCGGGACCCUCUCAGCAUGGAGGCCAUGCCAAAGCUACAGGGCUUCGAAUUCUGGAGCCGGACCCUGGGGGGGGCCCGCCAUGUGGUGGCCCCCAUGGUGGACCAAAGCGAGCUGGCCUGGAGGCUGCUGAGCCGCCGCCAUGGGGCACAGCUCUGUUAUACCCCCAUGCUGCAUGCCCAGGUCUUUGUCCGAGAUGCCAACUACCGGAAGGAAAACCUGUACUGUGAAGUGUGCCCCGAAGACCGGCCCCUCAUUGUGCAGUUCUGUGCCAACGACCCAGAAGUGUUUGUGCAGGCGGCUCUCCUGGCCCAGGAUCACUGUGAUGCCAUUGACCUGAACUUGGGUUGCCCGCAGAUGAUAGCCAAGAGAGGUCACUAUGGUGCCUUCCUACAGGAAGAGUGGGACCUGCUCCAAAGAAUGAUUCUCCUGGCCCAUGAGAAACUCUCUGUUCCUGUCACAUGCAAAAUCCGUGUCUUCCCAGAGAUCGACAAGACGGUGAGGUACGCCCAGAUGUUGGAGAAAGCUGGCUGUCAGUUGCUGACUGUGCAUGGACGCACCAAGGAGCAGAGGGGGCCCCUGUCAGGCACAGCGUCCUGGGAACACAUCAAGGCUGUGCGGAAGGCUGUGACCAUCCCUGUGUUUGCCAACGGGAACAUCCAGUGCCUGCAGGAUGUGGAGCGGUGCCUGCGGGACACAGGCGUCCAGGGGGUCAUGAGUGCAGAGGGCAAUCUGCAUAACCCGGCCCUGUUUGAGGGCCGGAGCCCUGCUGUGUGGGAGCUGGCCGAGGAGUACCUGGACCUUGUGCGCCAGCACCCCUGCCCACUGUCCUACGUCCGGGCCCACCUCUUCAAGCUGUGGCACCACACGUGGAGGCAGCUGAUCAAGCAGCCUGGAGGGCCCAGCUCCAUCUGUUGGGUCUGUCCCAGGCUGCAGGUGCAUCAGCAGCUUCGAGAGGAGCUCGCCAAAGUGAAGACUCUGGAGGGCAUCGCUGCUGUGAGCUUGGAGCUGAAGCUGCGGUGUCAGGAGGAGAUGUCCAGGUGGCAGGGAAAGAAGCCCCCCAGUGACCUGCCAUUCUUCCACUGGAUCUGCCAACCCUACAUCCGGCCAGGGCCCAGGGAUGGGAGCAAGAACGCUGGGGCUUGCAGCAAGCGGGCCCUGGAGGAGGAGGAGGGCAGCAUGGAGGUCCUGUCCAAGAACAAGCAGAAGAAGCAACUGAGGAACCCCCACAAGACCUUUGACCCCUCUGUGAAACCUAAAUAUGCAAAGUGCGACCAGUGUGGAAACCCAAAAGCUGGGUGCAGCCAGAGCUGGGCUGGAUAUGUCCAAGCUGUGGGCCUCUGGCAGGUUUCCAGCCUGGCCAGGGUUCCCCCAACCUCGCCUGCUGCUUUCCUGUGCUCAGGGCAACAGAUGUGUCUUCAACCUGUGCCGUGGCUGCUGCAAGAAGCGGGCCUUCAGGGAGACUGCAGACUGCCCAGGUCACGGGUUGCUUUUUAAAACCAAAUUGGAGAAGUCUCUGGCCUGGAAAGGGGCCCAGCUCGGGCGGCAAGAGCCUCAGCAGGCAGGGCCCAGUACCCCAGCUGGCUUCUCUGAAGUCACAGGCAGUACCCUGGCCUAAGGGCCAGUAGGACCUGCUCCACCCCGCGACUGCUGCUGGAGCUUGGACACGUCUUGCUUAAGGAAAUGCCUCUUUCUCAGGGAAUCUCCUGCUGUUUAAUAUGGAAGGACGUGCCGAUGUCCUCCCCUAGGCCCACAGAGGAGCCUGGAAAUGCUGCAGCUGGGAGCAGGCUUCAGGCCGAACCUGCCCUGUCCUCACUUGUGCUCUCAAAAGUGAACAAUAAACCCUUUCAAAGGUGCG
This is a messenger RNA of Nycticebus coucang (slow loris), 2004 nucleotides long. It is a transcript of the gene DUS1L, whose product is annotated as dihydrouridine synthase 1 like. The record is from RefSeq and is a predicted model, not a curated record. Gene Ontology annotation, biological process: tRNA processing. Gene Ontology annotation, molecular function: flavin adenine dinucleotide binding; tRNA dihydrouridine synthase activity. The transcript is spliced from 14 exons. Bases 165 to 1643 code for a protein of 492 amino acids. Lineage: Eukaryota; Metazoa; Chordata; Mammalia; Primates; Lorisidae.